GACGAAGGUCAACGAAGAUGGCUCUGAAGCUCCUCAAGCAAACCAAGUGCUUUGACGGCGUGGUGAAGCAUUUUGCCCAUGAGAGCGCGAUGACGCGCACGACCAUGCAGUUCUGCGUCUUCCUUCCGAAAGAGGCAACCGACGCUGCGAAAGUCCCGGCGAUCUAUUACCUGGCGGGCCUCACAUGCAACGAAGAGCUCAUGCAGAUCAAGGGCGGUGCCCAACGCAUGGCCGCGAAGCGUGGUGUUGCGCUCAUUACGCCCGACACGAGUCCUCGUGGCAUCAGCAUUGAAGGCGACAGUGAAAACUGGGACUUUGGCACGGGCGCGGGGUUCUAUGUGGACGCUAAGGAGCCCAAGUGGGCUGAAAACUACAACAUGUAUUCGUACGUGACGAAGGAGUUGCCGGCUCUCGUGACGGCCAACUUGCCAAUCAUCGAUGGCAAGCAGUCGAUCAUGGGGCAUUCGAUGGGCGGUCACGGUGCGCUCACGCUUGCGCUCAAAAACCCGGACCUUUACAAGUCAGUGUCGGCCUUUGCGCCGAUUUGCCAUCCGACGCAGUGCCCAUGGGGUAUCAAGGCUUUCACGGGGUACCUCGGCACGGACCAAUCGACGUGGAAGGCGCACGAUGCGACGCUUCUUGUUCUCGAGAAGGGUGCGAACCCGAAUCUAAACAUCCUCAUUGAUCAAGGCACGGACGACCAGUUCCUCUCAGACAAGCAACUGCUGCCGGAAGCCUUCGAGGCGGCAUGCCAGAAGGUCGGCCAGCCGUUGACGCUGCGCAUGCAGGAUGGCUAUGACCACGGCUACUACUUCGUUUCGUCGUUCAUGGAAGACCACAUCAACCACCACGCGGACGUGCUCCUCACAACGGUCUAA
Saprolegnia parasitica CBS 223.65 is the source of this 878-nucleotide messenger RNA. Its product is annotated as S-formylglutathione hydrolase. Lineage: Eukaryota; Oomycota; Saprolegniomycetes; Saprolegniales; Saprolegniaceae. Gene Ontology annotation, molecular function: S-formylglutathione hydrolase activity. The coding region runs from base 18 to 878 and encodes 286 amino acids. Gene Ontology annotation, cellular component: cytosol. The record is from RefSeq and is a predicted model, not a curated record. Gene Ontology annotation, biological process: formaldehyde catabolic process. The transcript has 6 exons.